AUGUGUCGGGUAGAGAGAGAGGAAAGAUCUUGCAUUAUUGACUUAAGUAGUGAAUACUCGAUAAUAAAAGAGAGUGUUGCUCGACACUUUAAUUUGCCUCUUAAGGAAACAAAGAAGGUCCUUUCCGCCUUUAAUCAUGCCGUAGUUGUCCCUCUCGGUUAUUCCAGAAUGAAAAUACAUGUCGACAAUAUACCGUUUAAGGUAAAGGUCUAUAUUGUGUCUGACAAUGAACUCUCAACCGAAAUUUUGGUUGGGCGUGAUUUGCUAUCAAAAACGGGAACGCUCGCGAUAACGGACGCUGAAGGGGUCACUUUUACCUUAAAGAAAAACGUGUCUGUCGAUGAAAAAUUAGAUGUUAAUCUGGUAAAUUCGGAUUUGCCAAGGAUUAUACAUGAAGCAGAUGUUAUCUGCGAGGGAAUAAAUUUGUCUGAAAGAAAUCGUCUAAUAAAUUUACUAAAUAAAUAUCGGAAAACUAUAACCCUCGAAAUGAAGGAGUUAGGUCGGACUGCCGCCGGGGAGAUGAAAAUCGAGUUAACCUCAGACGAGCCGAUUUACCGUAAACCAUAUCGAAUGGCUAACGAUAAACGCUAA
Leptopilina boulardi is the source of this 591-nucleotide messenger RNA. RefSeq lists its product as uncharacterized. The transcript has a single exon. The record is from RefSeq and is a predicted model, not a curated record. Bases 1 to 591 code for a protein of 196 amino acids. Lineage: Eukaryota; Metazoa; Arthropoda; Insecta; Hymenoptera; Figitidae.